This is a messenger RNA of Rhododendron vialii, 2615 nucleotides long. RefSeq lists its product as uncharacterized. Bases 112 to 2316 code for a protein of 734 amino acids. The record is from RefSeq and is a predicted model, not a curated record. The transcript is spliced from 10 exons. NCBI's taxonomy places the organism in Eukaryota, Viridiplantae, Streptophyta, Magnoliopsida, Ericales, Ericaceae.
AAGCGCUUCGGCAGUCGCACGGUCUCAAGAAUAAAAAAUGGCUUUGGAGCGGCGGUGAGAAGAGAAGGCAAGUGGUAACCGAGAGGAGAGGAGAUAUCGAAAUCGAAACGAAUGACGAGAGAAAACAGUCCAUGGAAAGGCGAAUUGGAGAGCUCAAGCAACAGCAGCAGCAGCAACAACAACAACAAGAAGAAGAAGGAGAAUCUGAAUUUCUUCAAGUCCAUCUUGUUCUUUAACAACAACAAAAGCAAGUCCAACGACGGCGAUUCAGCCAAGCCCAUACCCUUUCUCUCUCCGCUCUCCAAUUCCGUCGUCUCCCGAUGUUCCAGGAUUCUUCAUAUCCCUACGGAAGAACUACAACAUUGGUUUGACACAGAGGUACCUGAUACUGUUAAGCAACCAUCAAUCUAUGCGAGGAAUUUUUUAGAGUUCUGUUCAUACCAAGCACUCCAUCUGGUGACUGCACAUCCAGAUUACUUGAGUGACAAGGAGUUCCAUCGGUUGACUUAUGACAUGAUGCUUGCUUGGGAGGCCCCUAGUGUUGAGAAUGAACCACUAAACACUGAAAUUGCGUCUUGCAGUACCCAGGAAAUGGAGGGCGAGGAUGGUUGGUCACUAUUUUAUUCUAGUUCCACAAAAACGGCCGUUCAGGUUGAUAACAAGAAAACUGUUGGACCAGAGGCUUUUGCACGGAUAGCUCCUGCUUGUGCUGUGAUUGCAGAUAUAAUCACUGUCCACAAUCUUUUUGACGCACUGACUAGUUCUUCUUCUCAUCGACUUCAUUUUCUUAUAUACGACAAGUACCUUCGAAUGCUUGAAAAGGUGAUCAAAGCAGUGAAAAAUGCAAGAGGAACCCAAUCUGCAUCCACCCUUCAGCUUGCUGAGGGCGAGUUCAUAUUAGAUGUUGACGGUACAGUUCCCACUCAACCAGUUCUGCAACAUAUUGGAAUAUCAGCAUGGCCUGGGCGGUUGACACUCACAAAUUAUGCUCUGUACUUUGAAUCUUUGGGAGUUGGUUUGUAUGAAAAAGCUGUGAGAUAUGAUUUGGCAAUGGAUAUGAAGCAGGUAAUAAGGCCUGAUUUAACAGGUCCAUUGGGUGCCCGUCUCUUUGACAAAGCUGUGAUGUACAAGUCAACAUCUACACCAGAGCCUGUUUUUUUGGAAUUUCCCGAAUUCAAGGGCAAUUCGCGGCGGGACUAUUGGUUGCAUGCCUGUCUUGAAAUCUUGCAUGUUCACAGGUUCAUUAGGGAGUACAAUCUCAAAGGGAUCCUACAAUCCGAAGCACUUGCAAGGGCAAUCCUAGGUAUUUUCCGUUAUCGUGCAGCGAGAGAAGCCUUUCAGAUCUUAUCAUCCCAUUAUAAAACCUUACUGUGUUUUAACUUGGCUGAAAGUCUUCCUGGAGGAGACAUGAUCUUGGAAACUUUAUCAAGUCGUUUGGUUCUUUUGAAUGCCAGCACCAGCCAGCGUGGUUCAGUUGGGCUUUUAAGUGCAAAAGAGGGGAUGAAACUCCCAAUUUCAGUUUUGACACUGCACAGACAUGGGAUAUUAGGAAAGGGGGAAGAUGAUGAUGGGGAAGCAAUAUAUGCAGGCGUGGAUGUGUGUGCUGGUGAAAUAAGUACGUUAGAAAUGGUAGUAAAAAAGUCCCAGCUGAACAGGGGAAGGGCAGAAGCUGCACAAGCAACUGUGGACCAAGUAAAAGUGGAAGGGAUUGAUACCAAUCUAGCUGUAAUGAAGGAGUUGCUUUUCCCCCUUGUGGAAUCAUUUAACCGUCUUCAAGUUUUGGCUUCAUGGAAAGACCCUUGGAAAUCAACAGCCUUUCUGGUUUCCAUUGGCUAUAUGAUUUUUAGGGGGUGGAUCAGGUUUGUACUACCGUCCAUUUUUGUAAUUCUUGCAGUUCUCAUGAUCUGGCGUAAGCAUGCAAACAAAGGGAGGCCAUUGGAAGCAUAUAAAAUCACAGUUCCCCCAACUAAAAAUGCAGUAGAACAGCUGCUAAGCUUACAAGAAGCCAUCACUCAAGUUGAAUCUCUAAUUCAGGCUGGAAAUAUUGUUCUAUUGAAAGUUAGAGCUCUCUUAAUUGCUGCACUUCCUCAGGCCACCGAAAGGGUUGCUAUGUUGUUAGUUUCCGCGGCCUUGUUUUUGGCACUCAUACCUCUUAGACUCUUGAUCUUGUUGGUUUUCAUCGAGUCUUUCACAAGGGAGAUGCCACUGAGGAAAGCCAGCAGCGAUAGAUGGCUAAGGCGGGUGAGAGAAUGGUGGUUCAGUAUUCCAGCAGCUCCUGUUCAUCUGAUCAAAGCUGAUGACAAGAAAAGGAAAUAAAUGAUUUGUAAGCGAGAAAACAAUUGCAUUCGAAAGUCACAUAGCAGAUUAAUUGUGGUUUCUACCAGUCACCCUCUAAUGUGCUUUGUGUAUAUACCAGGGUGAUUUCGGUUUUCUGCGAGCAAGCAUUUCAUGCAGAAAGACCUAUAUUGUGUACGUCUGCCGGUUUUUUUUUUUUCCGUUCUGUUUCUUAAAGUUAUAUACUUGCUUUGACCACAAAAACAAUAACCUUUCAGCCGAUUUUCGUCCUUGCUUGACCAGUGAGUUUUGGAAUCAAACUCCAUUUUGCAUUCUAUCAA